Molecule: messenger RNA, 981 nt
Organism: Thermothielavioides terrestris NRRL 8126
Lineage: Eukaryota; Fungi; Ascomycota; Sordariomycetes; Sordariales; Chaetomiaceae
Exons: 2
Coding region: 212-724 (170 amino acids)
Source: RefSeq, a predicted model, not a curated record
ACGGCGUGGAGGCGGGAACCGCAACGGAGAGCGGUCUCCAGGUACCCUUCACUUUAUGCGGGCAGUUAUAUAUCUUGCCUUGCACCAAUGUACUCACCGCGGCCGUCUCGGGUCUAACUUACACUCUCGCUCCUCACUUGCCUAGAGAACUUCAUCACCACGCCAUCCAACUAACAGUCUGCAUCCAUUCAUCAAGGAGAAGAAGUUCAACAUGUGUGGCCCCGAAACUCCCUCCAGCACCCCCCGCGUCGGCGCCCGCGUCGACUUCUUCCCCGCCGCCGGCGUCGACGCAACCCAGCUGCCCGUCGGCAACCUGCUGUUCGUGAACCCGACCUCGCCGUCCAGCUCGCACGCCACGCAUGUGCGGUUCCAACAACAAUACCACUCCGGCGCCGGCGCCGGCGCCGCCCACGGCGAGGACGACAGCCUGCUAGUAUCCAUCCACCUAACAGGCGACCUCACCCAACCGCUCUCCACAGCCGGCAUCCUGCAGCAGUUCACCCUGCGCAGCAGCAGCAACCCCGGCACCACCGCCACCACCACCGAAACUGACGCUCUCUCGAGCGGCGGCGUCGACGUGCCCCUAGCCGCGUCCCUCCUGCUGGCCGUCGGCGCCGACGGCAUCAUCGGGCGGCGCGUGUCGGUGCGGCGGGGCCGCGGCGGGGCGGUGCUGGCGGACGGGAUCGUGGGGUUUAAUUUCCUGCCGCCGGCGGUGAAGGCUUAGUUGAGAAGGAAAAGGAGAUGUAUAUAGUAUGUUCAUUCUUCGGGGGCGUUGUUGAGUUGGCGAUUCCGGGAGUGUGUCCAGGGGAUGUGGUGGGAGCAUGGCUCGGCGUUCUGGUUUAGGGAUUGAGGGACACUCACUGCUGGUCGGUGGCCGGUUGGUGAUCGCGCUGGACGGGCUCGCUGUGGGAGGGCGUUCUUUGCAUCGGGCGUUGGGAUUGGCGUUUGGUCGGGGGAUAGCACGCCGGCGGAGUUGGGAGU